This is a messenger RNA of Colias croceus (clouded yellow), 1316 nucleotides long. RefSeq lists its product as uncharacterized. NCBI's taxonomy places the organism in Eukaryota, Metazoa, Arthropoda, Insecta, Lepidoptera, Pieridae. The transcript has 9 exons. Gene Ontology annotation, molecular function: oxidoreductase activity. The coding region runs from base 121 to 1200 and encodes 359 amino acids. The record is from RefSeq and is a predicted model, not a curated record.
AGUCCUCACUCCUCAGUCGCGAAUGCGUGCUUUUGGAGGACGAGCGCGCUAUAACAUUUUUUAUCUGUAUGUUGUUUGUUUUUCAUUAAAUUUGUUUAGCAACACAAUUCAGUAGUGAAAAUGGCGCGAGUUGCCACGCGGGAGGCGUUACGCUUCAUGACGGACUGCCUGAAGGCAGUUGGUGCUGCUUCAAGAGCUGCUCAGCAGCAAGCGGAACUGCUUAUAGAAGCUGAUAGAAUGGGACAUCCUAGCCAUGGGUUAAAUAGAUUGGAACUUUACGUAAACGAUAUAAUAUCCGGAGCAUGCAUGCCCAAUAAUGAACCAAAAGUGCUGAAAGAAACCGCGUCAACAGCGUGGGUUGACGCUAACAAUGUUCUUGGAGCAACAGUCAGCCAUUUCGCUAUGGACAUCGCUGUUAAGAAAGCCAAAGAAACUGGAGUCGGUUGGGUCUCUGUAAAAGGAUCAAAUCACAAUGGAAUGGCUGGAUACUGGGCAAGGAAAGCAUCCGAAAAGGGGCUUAUCGGCAUGGCGUUUACGAACACCUCACCAUUACUAGCACCCACGAGAAGUAAAAAGGCAGCAUUAGGAACGAAUCCUCUAUCCGUAGUCGCACCAGCUUCCGAUGGAGAAACUUUCUACCUGGACAUGGCAACUACUGCAGUCGCAGUUGGAAAGAUUGAAAUGCAAAUGCGCAAAAGAGAAAAGCUUCCAAAUGGUUGGGCACAAGAUCCAGAUGGGAAGGAGACUAAUGACGCAAACCUGGCCUUUAAAACAGGAUGUUUGAUGCCCGUGGGAGGUAGUGAGCAAACGUCAGGAUACAAGGGAUAUGGACUAGCUGCUAUGGUGGAACUAUUCUGCGGUAUAUUGUCAGGUUCCAAUUACGGUCACCACAUUCGGUCAUGGUCACACAGCGGUCAAGGCGGGCCGGCCAAUUUGGGCCAUUGUUUCGUGGCUUUGGAUCCAGAAUGUUUCGCUCCUGGCUUUGGAGAUCGGCUGACAGAUUGUAUACAGCAUUGGAGGGAAUUAGAACCGGCGGAUCCAACUUUGCCAGUUUUAGCACCAGGGGAUAAGGAAAAGAAACAUGCGGAAUUAACAGAUGCUAAAGGAACUGUAUCGUACGUGAAACAGCAGAUUGAAUCCAGCGCAGCACUUGCUAAGAGACUGAAAGUUACACCAAUGAAAGUUGAAUCUGAUGUAUAGAGUAUUGAAGUGAAACUCCUUUUUUUUGGUUGGAAAAAAAUGUAGUGUAACAUUUUUUCGUUACGCGUGCCAUUUUUCCGUUACGCGCCAUGUUUUUCUUAUCCCUACCACGCGUG